Molecule: messenger RNA, 2160 nt
Organism: Aspergillus campestris IBT 28561
Lineage: Eukaryota; Fungi; Ascomycota; Eurotiomycetes; Eurotiales; Aspergillaceae
Exons: 1
Coding region: 319-2013 (564 amino acids)
Source: RefSeq, a predicted model, not a curated record
UCUCUCUCUCUCUCUCUCUCUCUCUCUCUCUCUUACGACUCCAUCUUCAACUCCAUCUCGUCAAGAAAGCAGCGACUGCAAUCGGCUAAACCGUCAGCUGACCUGCAGGGUCCUCUUCCACACGCUAGUCUGCAACAAUCUGCAAGCUUCUAGGACUGAGUAGCAUUGAUCUCGCUCUCUCUGACGUGCUUUCAUCGCGUGGUUCCACACAUCCCCUCCCCUCCUGUUGAAUGCAAAAGUGGACUCACUUUGGACCACUACCACUGCCGCUUCCAAUUUCGUCAACGUCUGUUGAGACCGCUCUUCGUGCCAAAAACCAUGGCGGACCAGUUUACCAGUCUUGUCGAUUCAGUCGGAGGCUUGUGCCUCGAUGGUGGGGCAACUAAACCGACCGCAUCAGGCUCCAACUUCUCGAACCCAACUCACCAACCUCUCGCGGAGGCACUUCGAACGCUGAUCCAAUCUUGCGAAGCUACAUCACCACACGCAGCACAUGUCGAGAAUGUGAUGGAAAGCACACAUACUCCUCCCAGCCAGGGCACUGUGAACAGACUAGUCUCCCUAAGAAGAAGAGCCACCGCUCUUGAAAGCGCCGCAAAGGCAUUCAGCGAUGCAACCGAACACUACAUCCUAGCUUAUAUUCUAUCGCUUGCUGGUCCAGGGACACGGGUGCGGAAAUUGCUAUCGCACUUUAUCGACGACAUAAUGAGCAUCGUUCGCGAGGCGCUAGAUAGCACCAGCGAUGGCGGCGACGUUCUGCGGGAGGCGCUCGAGAUGUGCUAUGCUCAAGCUGUGGACACCUCUGGAGUCCUACACUCAGACAACUACUUUGUUACCCUGGGCGAAGCCUAUCUUGCAUGGCCUUACGACCCUGAUUCUGAGAGCGACGACUACUACGAGCAUGAAAAUCGACUCGACGUCGACGAUGUCGAUGCCGCGGCGUUUCGUGCGCGGUACGAGCGCAGGGCCGAGGAGAAGCAACAGCAAGGGGAAGAAUGGAUCCGGCUCUGGGUUCGGGCGCUAGGUAAAUGCCCUGGUGGACCCACACUGUUCUAUAGACCUUCUUGCCGCCUUGCAGAUGUUCCGCGAUACCUGUUUAGAACGUUCGACAGCGAAAGCUCGGGCAGGAGUGACCACCGUGUCGUGGCUUCUGCGCAGAGUCUUGCCACGACGUCACAGCGCAGCAGAGUCGAUCUCCUCUUACGGACGAAAAAUGAAAUCGCAGAGAUGCUACAUGGUCAUUUGACGAAAACGUGUUUUGGAGGGCACGAUGUUGCUGACAACCUCAUGUCAUGGAGUAGCUCUUUACUAUUUGUGAUCCAAUAUGCGAUCUGGAGAUGCCAUUCACUCCAUCGGGACCCCACCGAAGUUGAAAUAUGCAUGAUCGACACGAGGAAGUUUCCUCGUGGGCAGUUCGCUCGGGACAAGUCGUUACUUCGGGCGUGUCGUGACGCUCCAAAUCUUGACGAAGAGACACGCCGCUUUUUUAGAUUUCGCCUCGAUCACGCAGAUUACGACAAUGGCGAGUAUCUGUCUCAGGGAGUUUUGCAUCACGCUGGGCGAUCAAGCGUGGUGUCCUUAGCACAGCUCAUCGGAGCGGGCUUACAUGACCUUUACCCUGAAUUUGCGGACCCUAGUGCGAUGGGUUUAUGGACAAAUCGUGUCAAGUCUCUUCGUUCACAGUGGAGCGUUGAGCAUACAACUACCCAGCUCGACAUACAAAGAGCACUUGAGAUGGCUAGAGCUUGCUUCGAGGGCUUUGAUGCGCCUGAUGUAGCUUUGCUACUGUUAUCGUUUAAAAGCCGCAAGCUUCGCGCCCUAGCGUCACAAAAAAUCUUCCCAUUUGGAUCAGGGCGUCGAAGAAAGUUGGAUGGCUUCGGCCCGGUUGAGGUUCAGCGAUACACGGUAAUCGCGAAAACAAUGAUGUCAGAAGGCGAAGUCUGUUUGCAUGCUUUAAGCUGGCCCGCCUCCGACAGCCAGCUUCUUGAGGGGAUUUACGAAUGCUCAGAGUGAGUCUUGUCAUUCGACUAGUACAGCUCCUUUUUUGGAAUAAUUUCAUAGAUCCUAGAGUUACAGACAGACAGAUAAUCAGCUAGGUCGGCAAUAGGUAGACAGCUAGAUAGGCAGUACAUAAACAACCCCAAAUCAAAUCAAAAAAUC